Molecule: messenger RNA, 2297 nt
Organism: Zingiber officinale
Lineage: Eukaryota; Viridiplantae; Streptophyta; Magnoliopsida; Zingiberales; Zingiberaceae
Exons: 3
Coding region: 739-2028 (429 amino acids)
Source: RefSeq, a predicted model, not a curated record
AAUUUUUAUGUUACAAUGCGAGUAAAAAUUCAAUUUUGGUGUACUUUUUAAAGGAAAGAUCGCAUUUUGCCGUUCGAUCCCAUUGUCGUCUCAGCAGGUGGACUUCCCAUUGCUUCCUUCCUUCGCUAGUUCUUUUCACCUUCUCACCAGCCGCUGAUGCUUUCAUUAAUGGCGGAUCGGGCGGUUACACUUGUCGACGUCAUUUGAUUGCCGUUUUUGUCUCUUGCUCAACCCUCAGCGAACUGUUCGGUUCCUGUUCAAUGCUCGAAGCAGAAACUGAUGCAGAGAAGUUGAAACAGAUACACUCAUCUCAUCUCCCUUUACAAUUCUAAUUCUGUUUCCCAAUUCUCUUCUUUGUGUGUUUCUGUUUCCAAUUCCUAUCCUUCGAAUUCUUCAUUCUCUUCUCACCCAAAAAAAAAUCCUUUUCCUUUUCUUCUUGUUGAUACUCCGACUCUGGCUCUAUGAAUAGUUAAGUUUCAGCAUGUUGAUGAAGAAAGAUGAUCUCACGACCAGUAUCUCAGCAUCACAGCCAUGGAGCUUUAUGUGUUUGUUCUUGGGAAAGGUUACUUCCAUAAUUCAUGCAGUUCUGAGAUCAUUAUAGGAAGCAAUUCAGAAUCUAGGAAAGAUAGCUAUUCAGAUAUUAGUUAAUCGGAAAUUAAAUACGAGUCGAAAAGAUUAUCGACAGUACCUUUGCUUUUGCAUCCCAAACCACCAAAGUGUAGUAGAAGAUUAAGGCAGAUGCAAAGAACAUUCCUUUCCAGCCAUGAAUUGAGCUUCCAUGAGUGCAUGUUCAGUAUCAACAACCACCAAGUUUGGAGGAUAAUUCCAAGCAUGAACAAUGGGGAUGAGUUUUUAGUUGAGUGUUCACCGGUUGUUAGAUUGGGAAAUGUAGUAAAGAGGCCUUCUUCAAUCAUGCAUAAUUCAAUAGAAGAGAUGGUGAAGAGAAUUAGUCUUAAGGAAGCCUCAUUGUUUAGAUUAACAAGUAUCAAAGAAAAGAGAAUGAUCAAGAUCGACAAGGUUUUAGAUUCCAAAAACUCGAUGACAGCACUUAUUCACUGUGUUUGGGAGAGUGAUCUUCCCUAUUUCGAGUUUGUUUCGGAUGAUCUUAGAGGUGAAGCUUUUGUGGCAAGUCCUGUUGAAGUUGAAACCGCAGCAAACAAGUCCUUGGAUUAUGUUUAUAUCUUCCAAUUGCCGAAAACAAGUGGAAAUUUAUCGAACAAAAGUGUAAACUUUAGUGAUGCUACACAUGUUGUUGGGAAGAUGACAGUGUCAAGUUCUCUAAUUGUGAGCUUGGACAGAUCCAAGUUCAUGGAAACUGAGUUUGUUUUGUUUGACACAAAAGGAGAACGAUCGAAAGAAAAAGAUACACCUUCAUUCCAAUCCAAAAAUCUCACUGAGAUACUGCCACCAAGAAGUUCACUGAAGCACAAUCCUAAACACAAGUUUGGAGAAUCCAAUUCUGAUCAGUUUGAGUUCCUACCGCAAACAAUCAACGAAUUGGAGCCCCUUACGAAUGGCCUUUUAUCGAAUUUUGAGUCAGCCGCAAUACUUCUCCGAGAUUACGGAUACAAAAGCUCAAAAGUUGAACCUUAUGGUGGUUGGGGCCUCAAGUUCCUUGAGCAAGCAUCAUCAGUACAAAGUCACAAAGAAAGACACAAGGAGUUGAAUGUUCUACUUCCCGCGGGACUACACGGCGGACCGGUUAUUAAACACAGUGGUCCGUUGAGUCUCAUCGAUCGAUGGAAGUCCGGUAGACACUGUGACUGCGGUGGUUGGGAUGUUGGGUGCCCUUUGACAGUGCUGAAAAAUGACUCGGUCUGUUCAAAAGCUGAUAUGGAAGAGGACUCCAAGCCAUUUGAACUUUUCAUAGAGAAUGGAAAGAAGAGUGAUCCAACUCUCAAACUGUUGAACAUGAGCAAAGGGAUUUAUGUUGUGAACUUUGUGCCAACUCUAUCAGCUCUCCAGGCUUUUGCCAUAGCAGUUGCUUUCAUCCAUUCUCAAACACCAGAUUUGUGUCCAAAGCUGUAAACUGAACGAGUACGGUUGGACGAUAUUGCUACUUUUUUUGCACAUCACCGACUGACGCAGUGUCGGCGGGCAAUAGGUUUGAAUCGCAAACCGUUUGAUGUAUGCCAAGUAACUUUGUUGGAAUAGUUUGAUGGUGAUUAGAUCAUUUUGGAUUGUUUAGAUUAGAAACUUUUGACAACUUGAAGCUUGAGUCACAGACUUUUUUGUAGCAUUACUCAAACUUAGUUCAAUCCAACAAUCCAAUUUCAUGUACAUAAAAAGAGUUUCAU